Molecule: messenger RNA, 369 nt
Organism: Scomber japonicus (chub mackerel)
Lineage: Eukaryota; Metazoa; Chordata; Actinopteri; Scombriformes; Scombridae
Gene: dnaaf19
Product: coiled-coil domain containing 103
Exons: 3
Coding region: 112-369 (85 amino acids)
Biological process (GO): inner dynein arm assembly; determination of left/right symmetry; epithelial cilium movement involved in extracellular fluid movement
Cellular component (GO): outer dynein arm
Source: RefSeq, a predicted model, not a curated record
GUAUCUGAAAACGCACCUGAGUGCGAGAAGCCUCAAAACACACCUGAACACACAGAGCGCGAGGAAACGACACGAGCUCAGAGCCUCUGUACAGUGUGACAUCAUCACCCGAUGGCGAGCUCACAGCAUGAUGUCAUCGACUUCUCCGCGUUGGAGCGAGAGCUGCGAGCGUCCGUCGCGUCCGAGCGGAAACGCCAACGAGAGAACGAAGCCAAGCUGAGAGCCGUCAGCCAGAGGACGACUUACCAGGAGUUCAGGGAUCUGGUGCUGGCGAGUCACCUGACGCCUCUGCAGAGGACCCGAAAAGACGAGUCGCCACGGAAACAGCCCUGGAACCCACUGGUCGCCCCGGCAACCAAAAACACAUGA